Ahaetulla prasina is the source of this 7670-nucleotide messenger RNA. It is a transcript of the gene GAS2L3, whose product is annotated as growth arrest specific 2 like 3. Gene Ontology annotation, molecular function: microtubule binding; cytoskeletal adaptor activity; actin filament binding. Lineage: Eukaryota; Metazoa; Chordata; Lepidosauria; Squamata; Colubridae. The transcript has 11 exons. The record is from RefSeq and is a predicted model, not a curated record. Gene Ontology annotation, cellular component: actin filament. Gene Ontology annotation, biological process: actin crosslink formation. The coding region runs from base 385 to 2553 and encodes 722 amino acids.
GUUGCGGGCGGAGACGGCCGAAUGAAUCAGGGAUCGCUGGAGCGCGAGAGGAUUCCCUGCCGCUGCUGUAAUCUCACGUGUGCCCCCCCCUCCCGGCAGCGGAUGCGUGGGGGCUUCUGACUCUGGGGUUUCCCGUCGGCAAUGGAAAAGUGCUGGCCAUUUACCCAGAAAAGGGGAAGAAAAUCAGUUCAGCUUUUGCUGUCUGUUGCAGUGACGCACGUUCAGUCUUGACCAGCAGUUUUCUCGCCCGGACGAAACGGCUUUCUGCAACCUCAGCCCUCAUUCCGGCAGAAUUCCCCAGCCAGCAUGGAUGAAGUUUGAAACAUACUGGUGUAACGUAAUCCUAAACUGCUGAGAUUAUAACAUAAACUGCAGUAGGUUACCAUGCAAAAUACAGUUCAGGUGUGGUUUGGAGAUGAUUUACCUAUCAGUCCACGCAGUCCACUGAUUCCAAGGCAUGGCCCUGGCCUGGCUGAUGUUUUACUAUAUGACCAAUGGAUAUCUGUCCGACAUGAGGCAACUUUGAUUCCUAUGCAAGAAGAUCUGGCUAUCUGGCUAUCUGGCUUAUUGGGUAUUGAACUAAAAGCAGAGAAUUUAUUGGAAGACCUUGAUAACGGGGUACUGCUGUGCAUUUUGAUUGGAGUCAUUCAAAGCAUAGUUAAAAGUAACUCAAAUGAUUUAAAAAAUUUCCCUUUGAGAAAAGUCCCCUGUAAAAAAGAUGCUCCUUCAGGAUCUUUCUUUGCCAGAGAUAACACAGCAAACUUUCUGAAUUGGUGUAGGUGCAUUGGCGUGGAUGAGACUUAUCUUUUUGAAUCCGAAGGCUUAGUGCUGCAUAAAGACCCAAGACAAGUGUAUCUUUGCUUACUGGAAAUUGGUCGCAUUGUAUCAAGACAUGGAGUUGAACCACCAGUAUUAGUAAAGUUAGAGAAGGAAAUUGAAUUGGAAGAAACUUUGUUGAUGUCCUCUGAUAGUGUAGCCCCUAUAGUUUCCUACAAAUCGUGCUGUCAGCAUGGAGAAUUACAUGAAGCAGUUAAGCACAUUGCUGAAGAUCCUCCUUGUAGCUGCUCUCAUAGAUUUUCAAUUGAGUAUUUGUCUGAAGGGCGCUAUAGAUUGGGAGACAAAAUACUGUUCAUUCGAAUGUUACAUGGCAAACAUGUAAUGGUACGUGUUGGUGGAGGCUGGGAUACUCUUCAAGGUUUUCUUCUCAAAUAUGAUCCUUGCCGAAUGCUUCAGUUUGCAACGUUGGAACAAAAGAUUUCAUCAUUUCAGAAAGGUGCAUCUGGUGAUACAGUUUCUGAUUCAUCUGCUAAACCUCCACAGCCUCCACCCAUGAAUCCCAUAUGUGCCAUUGAUACAUACCAUAAACAGAAUUCAAAGCACUCUGCUAUGGUUUCUGUUUCCAAAAAUCCUCGUGUAGGUAAUAGGAAACAGGCAGGAUGUAAGCCAUCUCAACCAACAGUUCAUUCUUCUUCAGAAGCAGCAAAGCAUUCCUUACCUACAGACCAGUUGACACGAAACCCAACCAGAUUAAAAGAUUCAUCAGUAAAUAAUGUUCAGCCAUUUUCCAAAGCAUCAAAACCAGUUUCAAAAAAGCCAGCACCAUCUUCUCAUAAUCCUACAUCUGUUUCAAAAUAUAGACAAACUGUAAAUAAGUGCUCAUCAUCAGCUCAGGGAAGAACUGCUUUAACACCAUCAGCCUCUCUUCAGAGAUGUACUGCUUCAUCUACCAAGCCUGCAUGUUCCCGAAACUCUCCAACUGUACAACAUUCUGCUCUAGGUUGUUCAAACAAUAAACUUUCCAGGUUGCCUGAAACGGCUACAAGGGUAGGCUGUCUAGAAGAACAUCAUUCUCCUGACAGUGCAGCCGGGCUCAGAAAUGUAGCCAAAUGUAAACCUCUUUCAAAAACCUCAGCAAAAUCGGCAAAGACAAUUAACAGAAAUUUACAUGUGUCUAAGCCAUCUUGCCCUCAAACAUCUACAAUGACUACAAAAAUAAUUUCCCAAAAUAGUAGCCAAACAUUACCCACACAGUUUUACUCACACAGAGGGAAAUUGGAAACUAAGCAAACCAAACACAAAACUGCUCUUAGCCCCAAACACUUGAGUUCUAAUUCAUCUCUUACAAAUGAUAAAACAACUGAGCAGACAUCCACACUAGAUGUAAAGAGUAAAAAUUCAUUUUCAUCUGUUAAUAAUAAUUCUGCCAAGAAAAGACCAGUUCAAAAUAGUAGGAUGAAAAUACAGGGAACAGCUGAUGCAAAAUCACAUUCUGAUCGUAUGCCAUUAUCUAUUGUGCGUCUUCCUCAAACAUCGACCAUAAACGGGACAAGGAAAAAGACAGUAGAGGCUAACGUCAAAAGUCAGGCACAGGUCAAAGUCUCCCAGAAGAAUGAUAAAGACCUGGAUUCAACCACUAAGGAUCCUGUUUUAAAAGGAAAAGCUACAGCUGUUCUAACUAAAGGGACACAGAUUAGGUUAAAGGAUUCCAUGGUAAAGUCAAAACAGGAUGAUAAUUACUUUGUUGUGACUGGGAAUAAGAAACUCAGAAAGUAAAGUACCCAGAAUUUUAAUUGAUCAUUGCAACAUGGUUUUCUAAUAGCCACCUUAUACUUGGGACCUUAAUUUUAAAUAACAACAAAAUAAUUUGAAUGCUAACUGCCUUGGAACAAGAAAGUUUAAAAGGUUUCCUAGUCCCCACAAGUGCAAUAGUUGACUCAUUACAAAUAGGCACUUUAUCAAAAUCUGAAUUAUAAAUAUUUUGGGAUCUAUUUCUCACAUUGAUGUUAAGAUGAUAAGGAUGCUCCCAAUAGGCCAUUUAUUGCUCAGUUUCAUGUGGCAAAUACUUCUUAAUGAAUUGUAAGGUGGUAUUUACCAUCUCUAAGGAAAAAUACAGCAUAGGAAAUUGCCUAUAUUAUUAGUUACAUCUGCCAGGAAAAAAAAGAUAUCUUCUGAUAAUAUAGUCUUUUGUUGACUCUAUGAUGAAUAUUUGUUUUUGGUAAGGGCUUUGGGUCAAACAUGAGCAUGAGAAUUGGUAUUUACUACUGUUGUGUGUGCAUACUACUAAGUAGAAAAGCAAUUGUCAAAUAGCCUUGAGUUAAGAAUAACUCCAAAUAAAUAUCUAUAAUGCUAAAUUUUAUUUAACCUUUCAGUGCACAGAGAACACUAAGAACAUUUUACAAGAAUUCUUGGUUUUACAGACAAUAAUUUUAGUGCCUUCACAGAUUAUGUGCUUUGUUAGCUGUAUUACAGGAAGGACUGAAAAAUGGCUCAAAUGUGUAUUCUAAUUAUUAUGGGUUGUGUUCAGGGCUACUGUUACCAGCUGGACUUACAUGAACAUGUACUUACCAGCUGGACUUACAUUAUGCAUUCAAUUAUAAUUUAAUGAUGAUACUGGCUCUGUGUAACCUUUUUAUGUUUGCUUUUCUGAAAUGACUAAAAUUUAUGCCAGCACAGUGCUUCACUCUUAAAAUGUGACAAUCUUUCUAUAGAAGAAGAGCACCCAAUUUAUUUCUAGGAAAUUACUUGUGUUUAGAAAGUGAGAGAAUAGCUUCAAAAAUGGAUUCUAUUCAUAAGCACAACUGAAACCUUUCAAAUAAUCUGCCUUUGGAAUUUUUAUAUUUAUGUUUCACACUUUCAUUUUUAGCUGUAGAAUAUAUUCCUUAUUGUAUUAAUCAUUAAUCAUUACAACAUAUAUAACUAACAUUGAAGGAAAAGUACUUUUUUAGUAUUUAGUAUUUGCAUUCAGUAUUGUGUAUUCUCUGACAGGUAUACACUAUGUAUGUGUGUAUACUGCUAUUAAGCCCAAUUGCACUUGUCAUAGAGUUUUGAAGCAAGUUUUAACACAAAUUUGUGUUCCCCUCCCCAGGAAGUAAGAAAAAUUUAAUUUCACUGUUGGUUAAAAUGCUACUCAGUGCCAACAGUUGAAAUUAAAAUUAAUCAUUAUUGUAUGAAAAUGUUUUCCUCCCUAUGCCUCCACAAAAAAUUGUGAAUUGGUUGUGGCCACAGUUGAAAAGAUUAGUUAAGCAAACACCCUGGCUCUACUCUGGUUGCAUUUUCAAAACAGAUUGUGUCUGGUUCCUUGAGGUUCAUCUGGACAAGAGUUACAUUUUUUAGUAUUUGAACAAUGACUUCUUUAUUCUAACAGUUAACACCAUUUAAAAUGUUAAAAAUGUCCAAUAUUUGAUUGAGAACUUUCAUUGAUGAAACCACGAUUCCAGAAGGCAGACUGUUUCACUAACUCUCACAGUCAUUUGGAUAUUUCAGGUUGGAUCUCUCUUUGGAAAGUUUCCAUCCAUUGUUUUCUUGGCACUAUUGGGAAUGAAUUUAUAUUCUCCUCCCUGUCACAACUCUUCAAAUAUUGAAAUACUAGCUGGAUACUUGUGCUUCGCUACAAAACUAUGUGAUGGGGCUUGAUAAAUCGACACAGCUUGACAGUUAAUGAGUAGUUAUGAUCGGCCUCUCCUCUCCCCUUCUCUCCCUCAGCCUUGCCCCACAGAACUUUAUCUGAUCCUAUCCCCCUUCUCUCCCUCAGGCUUGCCCCACAGAAGCCUGCCCUAUCCUAUCCCCUGGUUGCUGCUGUGAAAGUAAAACUGAAAGUGAAACAACUCCUCUGCUUGUGUUUUGCAUUUGGAACAGAUUUCUUUUCAAGUGGGGAGGAGGAGUAGAACUCCUUAGCAUCAGAGUGUGUUAAUAAUAAUAUAGAAAAUACUAAUGCUCCGAUGGUCAUUUUGAAAAAUCCUUUCUUAGUGAGCACUUACAAGCUAAAAGGAACAUACAUGGUAAAUUUCACGUUUGUAGGCUUUACAGUUCUGGAGAUUUUGUGAUGAUGCUUGAGUGGUAUUUCACUUUUAUAUAUAUAGAUUACCCCAGCAACCCAGUGGUAAAAUCCAAAUUUUUUUACUACCGGUUCUGUGGGCAUGGCUUGGUGGGCAUGAUGUGGCUUGGUAGGCAUUCCAGGGGAAGGAUACUGCAAAAUCUCCAUUCUCUCCCCAUUCCUGGGGGAAGGCUAUUGCAAAAUCUCCAUUCCCAUCCCACUCUGGAGCCAGCCAGAGGUGGCAUUUGCCAGUUCUCUGAACCACUCAAAAUUUCCACUACCAGUUCUUCAAACUGCUCAAAAUUUUGUUACCAGUUCUCCAGAAUCUGCUGGAUUUCAGCCCUGCAGCAAUCACCUCCUUGCCCCACAUACAUAAUCAAUGGAUUGCUACAAAGAACAGUAGUACCUAGACUUAUAUACCAUAUCAUAGUGCUUUACAGCCCUCUCUAAAUGGUUUACAAUGUCAGCGUAUUGCCCUCAACUAUUUGGGUCUUCAUUUUCCAACCUUGGAAAGAAGGAAGGCUGAGCCAACCUUGAGCCAGUGAGAAUUGAACUGCCAGCAGUUAGCAGAAUUAGCCUGCAAUACUGCAUUCUAACCACUGUGCCAACGAAGGCUCAAAUGGUUAGCAAGUUAUCCUUCCUUUGUUGUGUUACAGCUAAACAAGUUGAAACUUCUCUGCUACAAAUGAGUUCUGCGUCCAAAGCCUCUGAAGGGAAAUAAGAGUUCCAAAUGAUUACAUAAGGUUUAUACACAUGCACGUAGACACAGCCAGUCAGUCUGGUGUAGUAAUUAAGGAGUUGAACAGGAAAAUCCAAGUCCUAGUCUACUUUCAAGUAUGGAAGAGAGUUUCUGGUCAAAAGCUAUCUUGCCAACUCUCAUGCCCAAGGCGGGGACUAGAAUUCAUAUUUAUGUGAUUUCUAGCCUAGCAUGUUACCCAUUACAUCAAAGUCCACUGUGAUUGCCUUAAUAUUUUUAGAAUUUCUGAUUAUGCAACCAAGUUAUUCUAAAGGCAAAGUAGAAAAAAAGAACAGGGCAUCUUGGGGCAUAACUCUUUAUAAAUUUAACAAAGAAGAGAGCAUAUGGUUAAUAUUCACUCUUAGAGAUUGCAUGUGUUUUAUCAGUCCUAAAUAUAAAACUGAAGCAAUUUAUAAUAUGUUAACAUAGACUUCAUACAUUUCUAAGAAAACGUUAUCAAAUUAUUAUAGCUCUGGAUCUUGCCUAUUUUGUGCUGUUGUCUGAUAUUGUUAGAAAUUUGACAGCCUUGUAUAAAUCUAUUGCAGGUUGAAGUCACUCUCAUUAGAACAUUGUGCUAUAUUUAGAAUAUCUGUGAUAGUUCAUUAAAAUUUGAAAGUCAGGGACUCAUUGAAAAAGAUUUCCCAUGCAAUUCUAGGAAGGUAUGACACAAAAGUCCAAUAUACUUUUUAACACAUCCAAUGGAAACUAUUCACCAGUUUUAUAGGUUUAUUUUUAAUAACAGAUUUUUAAAAGUGAAUUAAAAACUAAGUCUUGAUAUCAAUAGGGUAAAACUAUUUAGUGCAAAAGAAAAUCUUAACUAAUUGUUUGUUUAAUGACGCAUUCCACUGUGUACCCUAAAUAGAUGGCACAAUAUUAUUUUACUAAUUUGUUUUAAACCUGGAACCUAAUAAUAGAUUUUACUCCCUUUCCACAAUAUUGUUGCUUUGUGUAAAGUAUGAAAAUAUAUGUUGGUACUUGUUGAGUUCAUUUUUUGCAAAUCCCAAACAUUUAUAUCAAUUCGGCAAUGGAUCUGAACAGUACUAAUUAUUUUACUUUCUUUUUGCAUUGUGGUAAUUCAAUCGCGUAUCAAUGUUCUGGUAGAGUAGAUGUACUCCAGGUAAUAAUGCUGUCUAGUUGGUCCCCCAAAACAUGUCUUCUCUUUAUGAUACCUGCCAUGUGAAUUAGCCUUCACCCUGAAAUAUGAGUGGCUGCUACUCUAUUGGCCUUUUGCAAGGCCAUGAAAAUCUGGCUUUUCCACCAGACAUUGAUGGUGGGAUGUUAGUUGUGUUAGGGGAGUUUCUAACAGUUUGUGUUAGAAAUUCCCCAAACACAACUAACAUCCCACCAUCAAUGUGGGAUUGCUCUCUGCUUUAUAAAAUUUGUAUCAUUCAACAAAGACACGUUAAAGAGUCAUUUAAAAAUGUGUUUGUGUUUUCACUGAGCCUUCUUGAUGUGGUUUUAGUUUUAUUUGCUUUAAUGUACCGUGUUUCCCCGAAAAUAAGACCCUAUCUUAUACUUUUUUGAAUUCUGAAAUAAGUGCUUGGCCUUAUUGCCAUGCGCGCAAAAGCCCGAUUGGGCUUAUUAUCGGGGGAGGUCUUAUUUUGUGGGAAAUACAGUAAUUCUUUGUUUUUAUUUGUUUGCCUCUCAGAGUUUAACCCUAAGAGGGUUAAAAUAAAAAUGGAUAAAUAAAUAAAAUUUUUAGCAGUAAUCAUACCAAGGCAUUGCUCUCCACUAUAUAAAAUUUGUAUCAUUCAACAAAGACACAUUAAAGAGUCAUUUAAAAAGCUGCUUGUUUCAAAGAAGCAUGGUCUGAAAUUGUAAUAACAUCUACAUUAAAGCGUUAACUUCAGAUAUCAAAGAAUGAAUUAACAGAGGGCGAAAAAGCUAGCCUAGAACAAUUCUUACGUGGAAUUGUGGAAUUAACUGUGGAAAAAGCAAACUAUAUUCUCAUUGGCAGUAGACUGCCAAAUAUCCACUAAGUUAGGUUUGGACAAGUAUUCUACCAAAAUACUAUGAAUCCAGGAAUAUCAUUUGGAUGGUAAAAUGUUUCCAUUAAAAAAACCUUUAAUAUGUAGAAUUGCUACUUUAUACAAAUCAAUAAAAAAUUUACCUUUAAGAAGA